This is a messenger RNA of Colossoma macropomum (tambaqui), 810 nucleotides long. Its product is annotated as olfactory receptor 8U9-like. NCBI's taxonomy places the organism in Eukaryota, Metazoa, Chordata, Actinopteri, Characiformes, Serrasalmidae. The coding region runs from base 1 to 810 and encodes 269 amino acids. Gene Ontology annotation, cellular component: membrane. Gene Ontology annotation, molecular function: olfactory receptor activity; G protein-coupled receptor activity. The record is from RefSeq and is a predicted model, not a curated record. Gene Ontology annotation, biological process: G protein-coupled receptor signaling pathway. The transcript has 2 exons.
AUGGAAAACCUGACAUUUAAUAGCCCCUUUAUACAACUGGAGGGACUGGUUGUCUCUGAGCAAUACAUUUAUCCUACAUUUCUUUUCUUCUUGAUUUUCUAUGUACUCAUUGCAGUAUCUAACAUUGGAAUCAUUCUGCUCAUAACAAUGGAAAGAAGCCUACAUGAACCUAUGUACAUUCUCUUCUGUAACCUUCCCUUUAACGAUGUGUUCGGAAACUCUGUUGUCAUCCCUCGGAUAAUGGUGGACAUUUUAAGGCCAAGUUCUGAACGCUACAUCAGUUAUGGUGAAUGCGUUGCUCAAGCUUUCUGUUACUAUAUGCACGCUACUGCUUCUCACACAAUUCUCAUGGUAGGUCUCACAAUAAGGCUGAAUCGCUGUGGAACACGAAUAGCAAAUCCGUUUUGUGAUAAUGCAUCGCUGUUCAAACUGUCAUGUGAGAAUGACUCCAUUAAUAACGUAUAUGGCCUGGCAUGCACAACAGUUAUACUUGUCUCAUCUAUGGGAAGUAUUGUACUUACUUAUUCCAAAAUAGCAGCUGUCUGUAUUAACAGUAAAAACAAAACUCUGAACAGCAAGGCUCUGAAAACCUGCAGCACACACCUGACUGUCUAUUUGAUCAUGUGGCUGUCUGGUUGUAUUAUGAUCAUACUCCAUCGUUUCUCUGGUUAUGCAGAUUACAGGAAAGGGGCAGCGCUGCUCUUCCACAUCGGCCCAGGCAUUCUGAAUCCUGUCAUAUAUGCAUUGCAGUGUACUGAGAUCAGACACAUUAUGUUAAAGAUUCUACACUCAAAGAAGGUGCAGUUAUGA